Messenger RNA from Strongylus vulgaris, 354 nucleotides. NCBI's taxonomy places the organism in Eukaryota, Metazoa, Nematoda, Chromadorea, Rhabditida, Strongylidae. The record is from the annotation of a GenBank genome assembly.
CUGUUCCAAUACUUAGAAUCUGGCUUUCCUGGACAACCUGGUCAGAAAGGAGCCAAUGGAGUUGCUCUGGUUUCGUACCGGCAGAAAACGCCAGGGUGCAUCCGCUGUCCUAUGGGUCCACCUGGACCACAAGGAAUUAUGGGUCCACCAGGAGAGCAAGGUCAAACAGGGGCACCAGGUCUUCCUGGUGCAACGUCCUAUCAGGGAGAACCCGGACCAUGUGGUCCCCCAGGAGAUCGUGGAAAUGCUGGCAAGUCUUAUUUGUUUAUUCUGCAUGUGAAUGCAGGUUUUCGUCGUUGUAUCUUUGAUCCAAUUAUUCGUAGAAUUUUCUUCGAUAGAUCUGCUCUGUUUUGA